GCCUGCCUCCCAGACUUAAAGGUCCAGUGACGUAACAGCUGUGGUACCCUGUACUUCCUCGUUUGUUUUAUGAGGAGAGCCGAAGCUUGACGCCCCAAAACAGGAUGCAUAUAUCCAGGGUUGGACUUUAUAUGAAGAGGAGAAAGCGGGGCUGCUAAGUAUUUUGUGAUCUUCCUCCAUCUGGCCGUCCCUCGCGCCGCCUCUUUUAGCUUGGUGCUCAUCCCCUCUUUCUUCGUCGACAUGCUCUGUUGGGGAAAUGCAAAGGACGGACAGCUGGGUAUCGGUAUUGACAGGAGCCCCAUGUUUGAGCCGAGAAACUGUCACGUGUUCAGUGGCAAGGGACUGAAAGAAGUAGCUUGUGGAGGGCAACACUCAAUGUUCCUGCUGCACGAUGGCAGUGUGUACACAUGUGGUUCUAACAGCUGUGGACAGCUGGGCCACAGCAAACCAGGGACUUCCCCAGAGCUUGUGGGAGCUCUGGAUACACAGAUUAUAACAAUGGUGUCGAGUGGUCAGUCCCAUUCAAUGGCCGUGAACGAGGAGGGUCAAGUGUUUGCAUGGGGAGCUGGAGAAGAGGGCCAGCUCGGCCUCGGGACUGCGGAGGCGACCGUUCGAAUCCCGCGGUUGGUCAAAAGGCUGUGUGAGCAGCGGAUCGCUCAAGUAAUGUGUGGGAACCAGCACUGCAUUGCACUUUCUAGAGAUGGCCAGCUGUUCACGUGGGGCCAGAACACCAGCGGCCAGCUCGGCCUGGGCAAAGGAGAGCCCAGCAAGCUGUUCCCUCACCCACUGAAGUCUCUGUCGGGUAUUCCUCUGGCACAGAUAACCGCCGGGGGAGACCACAGCUUUGCUCUCUCCUUGUCGGGGGCUGUGUUCGGUUGGGGCAAGAACAGAGCUGGACAGCUUGGUCUCAACGAUGAACAAGAUCGAGCGGUCCCGUGUCAUAUCAAAUUUUUGAGAUCUCAAAAAGUUUGUUAUAUCAGCUGUGGAAAUGAACAUACAGCAGCCCUCACAAAGGACGGAGGCUUGUUUACAUUUGGCGAGGGCUCGUGGGGUCAGCUGGGUCACGGCUCCACCAAUAAUGAACUUCUACCCAGGCGAGUGCUGGAGCUCAUGGGCUCCGAGGUGUCCCAGAUCACCUGUGGCAGGCGCCACACGUUGGCCUUCGUGCCGUCUUCUGAAGUGGUGUAUGCAUUUGGUUGCAACAGCCAUGGGCAGCUGGGCACGGGACUACUGGGAGAUGCCAGGAGCCCGUGUCCAGUGAAGGCCAGUUUCCUGACUGGAAGUUCUCACAGAACAGGAUCAAAACAAUGUACAGUGACCAAAAUAAUCUGUGGUGGAGACCAUAGCUUCUUAUUGUACUCCAAUGACCAGAGUUCCGUCCCCGCAGAAGACUUCAGAGUCAUUGGUGUCAGUAAAUCAGUCUCCCCCAUCAAUUGUGAAAGAAUAAAUUCAUGGAGGUUAAAGCUGAUGUACAACACAGAUUCCACUGUCACAAAUGACAUUAUAAUUCAACUCUCCUCUACGGCUUGUUGGAACGCCAGCUUUUUGGACCAAAGUGACGACACACACUUCAAAACCAACCCCAAGAUCUCGGGCAUCGAUCUCAACUCGGUCAGAAAGCUGUUCGACACGCUCAGCAAACCGGCGUUCUCUGGACUUCUGGAGCAGGCCACCAAGAGUUUUGAGAGUCUGUUGAUCCCUCAGCUGCCGCGCUCCCCUCCCGACGUGGAAGCCAUGAGGAUCUACCUCAUCUUGUCCGAGUACCCGGGCCUGUUUGACUCCAAGAACUACAUCCGCCUCACUAUCCCCCUGGCGAUGGCCAUCCUCCGGCUUGACGCCAACCCCAGCAAAGUAUUGGACAACUGGUGGUGCUUCGUUGACGACCGCCUGUUCACCAGGAUGGUCGACAUGUACAAGAGCAUCGUGGUGUUUAUGCUAACGGGAGGCAGGACGCUGCUCGUACCGGUUUUCUACGAGAACUAUUUCGUCGCCACUCUAAGGCUGCUGGAGAAACUCCACAAGGUAAACUUAAAGGCCCGCCACGUGGAGUACAACCGCUUUUAUAUCCCCGACAUCACCAGCCUGGUGGACAUCCAGGAAGACUACCUCAAAUGGUUUCUGAAUAAAGCUGACAUUAAAAUAUCAUCCUCCCCUUCAGAGGGGGACUUUCCCUCAGUGAACCUAUGUGCCUACCCGUUCAUACUGAACGCACGAGCCAAGACGACCAUGUUGCAAACGGACGCUGAACUGCAGAUGCAGAUAGCAGUGAGCGGCGCGAACCUCCACAACGUCUUCAUGCUGCUCACGCUGGAGCCCCAAUUCGCCAGGAACCCUUACUUGGUUUUGCAUGUGCGCAGGGACCAUUUAGUAAGCGACACGCUGCGAGAGCUCACCAUGUACUCUGACGUGGACCUCAAGAAACCACUCAAGGUGAUCUUUGACGGAGAGGAGGCCGUUGAUGCAGGUGGAGUGACAAAGGAGUUCUUCCUGCUGCUGUUGAAGGAGCUGAUGGAUCCUGUGUACGGGAUGUUCACUCAUUACAAAGAGUCCAACCUGCUGUGGUUCUCAGACAAAUGUUUUGUCGAGCAGAACUGGUUUCACCUGAUCGGGAUCAUCUGCGGUCUGGCCAUCUACAACUCCACUGUGGUGGACCUCCACUUCCCCCUGGUCCUCUACAAGAAGCUGCUCAACGUGUCGCCGACCCUGGAUGACUUCAAGGAGCUGUCCCCCACCGAGGCCAGGAGUCUACAGCAUCUUCUAGACUAUGACGGAGGUGAUGUGGAGGAGACGUUUCUGCUCAACUUUGCUAUCACCAGGGAGAACUACGGGAUGACAGAAGUCAAGGAACUCAUUCCUGGAGGAGAAGGCGUCAGUGUGGACAAAAACAACAGGAAGGAGUUUGUGGAGGCCUACCUGCGCUACGUGUUCUCAGCCUCUGUAAGCGAGCAGUACUCGGCCUUCUCCUCCGGCUUCCUGAAGGUGUGCGGCGGGGAGAUCCUGCCGCUGUUCCAGCCGUCUGAGCUGAUGGCCAUGGUGGUGGGCAACAACAACUACAAUUGGGAGGAGAUGGAGAAGAAUGCUGUCUACAAAGGGGAAUACACAGCCACCCACCCAACCGUCAGAUUGUUCUGGGAAGUUUUCCACGAGUUCCCUCUGGAGAAGAAGAAACAGUUCUUGUUGUUCCUGACCGGCAGCGACCGCAUCCCCAUCCACGGCAUGGAGAGCCUGCGUAUCGCCAUCCAGUCCACCACGGCGGAGGAGCACUACCUGCCGGUGGCCCACACCUGCUACAACCUGCUGGACUUGCCCCGCUACCAGACCAAAGAGACCCUGCGCCGCCGCCUCACUCGGGCCGUGGAGCAGUACGAGGGCUUCAGCCUGGUCUGAGCAGGAGGAGGCGAGCAACCGCUUUAAUGCACUUUAACAGCAAUAAGGGGGGGGCGGGGGGGAGGGGGGGGACUUCAGGAGACGGGAAGGUCAGUCUCUUUUACAUGCCCUCACUAGAUUGUUGAACAUAGUAAAUCUCGAAGGUCUAUCUGUGCACAUGCAGAGUGUUAUUGUUUUUAUUGCUUUGGGCGGUUUCUCAACCUUUUGCACACCAUUCGGAAGCUAUUUUUAAAUAUGGAGUCCAAUAAGUCUCAAUAUGGAAAAAAUGCUCCCAUAUUUUGUGUUUUUUUAUAUAAGAAUUUCCAUCAAUAUAAGAAAGUGUUCAGUAGUUGAUAGUCACUGGUUUGCUACUUUUGUUAGAGAAAACUUUACCACCCUUUAUUAGCUCCGGGUGACAUUUGUGAUUUUGCAAUGAGUGCUGCAGUGACGCAGACUAACUGUUGCUGUCGGUAUGCCAGACUCAUUCAGUUGGACACACAAAUAUCGCCCGCCAAACAAAGUGUUGAAUCGCUUCCCCUGUAUUUAUUAACUAGUCUGUGUGCAUUCACCAUCAAUGAGUCUCAUCCAACUCCAUAUUAAGUUGCAUUAAGUUAAUAUUAAUCCCAUCAAAUCCUACAACUUUUGGGAUCAAACGGGCGAGGGCUACAGGAGGUUGAGAAGCUCCGUCUUUGGGUGUUUUUGUCUUUUUUUUUUUUUUUUUCUCCUCCCCCAAAAGUUGUGUAUUUUAUAUUUAACUCCUUAAAUUCUAUUUUCUACCUUUUUAAAGAACUAUGUUAUUACUUUGAGACAAUGAACUUGCUUUUUGUUACUUUUACUUCAACAAAUAGAAUGGCUAUUUUUUUUGACAAAUUAUAAUUUAAGUAAAUAUGUAUGUAAAUCGUACUUUGAAUAUAAUCGUUACCUAUAAUCUUGUUAAUGGGAGAGUAUUCGGCGAGCAGAAGGGUGGCGGAUGACAUGUUGUGUGAAUAUUAUUUGCAAUCCCUUUGGUUUGAGCUGUGGAUCACGGAGCAGCCGACUUGAUCUUAACCUGCAUUCAACAGCGUUGCCUUCUACAACAAAACCUACAUGAAAAGCUGACUUUCAAAGUUAUUUUUUUAGUGGUUGUUGUCUUGUGUGCAUGCUCUUGAAUGAAAGCAAAAACUGGAAUGUCAUUUUAAGAAAUGUGAUAUUUUGGGGAAAUACACUUAUUAGCUUUCUUGCAGAGAGUUAGAUGAGAAUAUCGAACCCAUUUUACAGCACUCGGGCAGGUUGGCUUAGCUCAAAGGCUAAUUGUAACCGCUCUUUUUACAGGACUAAGCUAACGGGGCUUAGCUAACACGGCUAAGCUAACAUUUACUCUGAACCCAAAAGCGAAUAAACGUCCGAAAAUUUCACUUGAUGGUACAUUCAGAAUCACUAAAAUGUAUAAAUCGUGAUUAGUUUGUUGCAGAUAAUUCAAUUGUGAUAUUUUUGCAGGACGACAAUAUAUGCAAGUGUGGGCAAAUAACCUAAAUAAAGAUUUGAGUCAGUUGUUUGUAUCACAUGGCUUUGCCCUCAUGCCGCGUUUAUCCUUACAAUCAAACAUGUUAUUCCAAACGGCUGUUUAAUCAGGUUGCAUUGGUGGGAAGUUUGUGAAAUAGUUUAUAUUCAAUACUACGGUGUCAGUGAUUCCAGACAAUAAAUUACUUUUUCUGUCCCAACUAUCCGGUCACACUGAUCUUUUCUGCAGUAAAGAGAAACAGCCCAGAAAAGCUCUUAUGCUGCUGAAGAUCUGAAACACUUUGCGCUGUGCUGCAUGUACACACAUGUUAAGAUAGUAUUUGUUUAUAGCUCAUUUAUCCUGCAGGGUUUUGCAGGCCUUUUUACUUUUCUUGCUCCUUUAAUGUGCUACAGAAAACAUUAAUC
Molecule: messenger RNA, 5271 nt
Organism: Pungitius pungitius (ninespine stickleback)
Lineage: Eukaryota; Metazoa; Chordata; Actinopteri; Perciformes; Gasterosteidae
Gene: herc3
Product: HECT and RLD domain containing E3 ubiquitin protein ligase 3
Exons: 25
Coding region: 241-3387 (1048 amino acids)
Cellular component (GO): cytoplasm
Molecular function (GO): ubiquitin-protein transferase activity
Source: RefSeq, a predicted model, not a curated record